AUGGAGGCACCGGAGCUCCCGGAGCCCGACGGGCUCUUCCCGAGCCCCGCCUCGCUCCCGGUGCCGGUUCUGGGCUUCCAGACCUUGACGCUCCCGGAGGACGAUGGCAGCGGAGCCGAGGAGCUGCUGGGGCUGACGGUGAACCCCGACAUCGCCUGCGGCCUCGGCACCAGCCCGGAGCCCCCCCGGCCAGACGGGGCCCCCCCGGUGCUGCUGGAGGUGGUCUGUGACCUCAGCACCCCCCUGUGCCCCUCGCUGCUACCCGGCAUCGAGCUGGCCCCGAGCCCCGAGCCCCUGCCCGCGACCCCCCAGUUCACCCUCAGGCCCUCCCAGUUCACCCCCAGGCCCCCCAGUUCACCCCAGCCCCCCCAGUCCAUCCCUGUCGCGCAGCUCCGGCUCACGGAGGAGGAGCAGCGGCUGCUGGCGCAGGAGGGGGUGACCCUGCCCGCGGACCUGCCCCUCACCCAGGCCCAGGAGCGGCUCCUGAAGAAGGUGCGGAGGAAGAUCCGGAACAAGCAGUCGGCGCAGGACAGCCGGCGGAGGAAGAAGGAAUACCUGGACGGGCUGGAGAGCAGGGCGGCCGCGUGCUCGGCGCUGAACCAGGAGCUGCGGAAAAAGGUGCAGGAGCUGGAGAAGAGCAACGGGUCUCUCCUGCGGCAGCUCCAGGCCCUCAUCAAGGAAACGUCCACCAAGCCCGCCCAGACCGGCACCUGUGUCCUGAUCCUGUUCCUGUCGCUGGGGCUGAUCCUGCUCCCCAGCUCCAGCCCGUUCCGCCGCGGCGGCAGCCGGGACGGCCUCGGACCCACCGGAGUGAUCUCCAGGAGCAUCCUGAGGCACCGGGAGCCGGGAGCCGCCGGAGGAGCCGCGCUGCCGGCGUGGAUGGCGGGGCCGGGACCCGGUGCGGCGGACGGAGCCGGGGCGGGGCCGGGGGACGGAAUUCCCGCCCCGCACAGGGAUCCAGGGACCAACUCCUCCCGCCGGGACGCGGGGACGCGGGGACACGGGGACGAGAUGUGA
Messenger RNA from Prinia subflava (tawny-flanked prinia), 1017 nucleotides. It is a transcript of the gene CREB3L4, whose product is annotated as cAMP responsive element binding protein 3 like 4. The record is from RefSeq and is a predicted model, not a curated record. Gene Ontology annotation, molecular function: DNA-binding transcription factor activity, RNA polymerase II-specific; RNA polymerase II cis-regulatory region sequence-specific DNA binding. The transcript is spliced from 8 exons. Gene Ontology annotation, cellular component: nucleus. Gene Ontology annotation, biological process: regulation of transcription by RNA polymerase II. Lineage: Eukaryota; Metazoa; Chordata; Aves; Passeriformes; Cisticolidae. The coding region runs from base 1 to 1017 and encodes 338 amino acids.